Messenger RNA from Dryobates pubescens (Downy woodpecker), 378 nucleotides. Its product is annotated as retinal-specific phospholipid-transporting ATPase ABCA4-like. Lineage: Eukaryota; Metazoa; Chordata; Aves; Piciformes; Picidae. Gene Ontology annotation, biological process: transmembrane transport; lipid transport. The coding region runs from base 28 to 378 and encodes 116 amino acids. The record is from RefSeq and is a predicted model, not a curated record. Gene Ontology annotation, molecular function: ABC-type transporter activity; ATPase-coupled intramembrane lipid carrier activity. The transcript has 4 exons. Gene Ontology annotation, cellular component: membrane; intracellular membrane-bounded organelle.
UGAAGACAUCUGCAGUAUGCUGUCAGAAUGCAUGCAAACUUGAGCUACAGAAAUGCAAAGACUGCACAUAGUGCUGGGCUCUUUAACGAAUUCACAUUUCAAACGUCCAUCAAAACAGAGGGGCACUGCCCUCAGUUCGAUGCCAUUGGUGACCUGCACACAGGAAGAGAACAUCUCCACUUAGAUGCACACCGCAAGGGGGUUCCAGCUGAGGAAAUUAAGAGGGAUGAACCAACUACUGAAAUGGACCCUCAAUCCCAGGGCCUUCUGUGUGACUCUAUUGUCAGCAUGCUCAGAGACAGACCAGCUGUGGUUCUAACCUCUCACAGAAAGGCCAAGAGGAUCCAAAUGUAUGAAUAUUCCACUAACUCAUACUAG